This is a messenger RNA of Hypoxylon sp. CI-4A, 1129 nucleotides long. The record is from the annotation of a GenBank genome assembly. Lineage: Eukaryota; Fungi; Ascomycota; Sordariomycetes; Xylariales; Hypoxylaceae.
GCAAUGAAGAGAAAAGAAAUUCCAUCAGCAUCAAAAGCUUCUCUAGUCAACUCACUUCAGUCACUCAUUCGACUUACUCUCAACCAAUCAACAAUUUCACUUCGCAAACUUUUUUCAAGUUCCAACCCAACCAACACCAAUCCUUCAAAAUGCAGCACCGCACCAUCAUCGCUCUCAUCACCCUGCUCGCCGCAGCAGCCCACUCGGCCCCCGUCGGCACUGCUCCCGCCGGAGCGCUGGCCGCUCCCGUACACAUGUCGAAGAGCAUCGCUCGUGAGGCACCUCACGGCGUAGCCACCGGCAUCAAGGGCAGCGCCAAGGGCGCCGAGGGGUCAUCUGAUGAAGAACACCGAGCCAACGAAGCCGACCGCCUCGCCGCAGGCGGCGGACGCAUCGGCGGACAGCAAGGGCAGCACGCGCAGGAGCAGAGCGAACACGCCGCUAGCCAGGACCAGAACGCGGCCGCGCAGGAGCAAGAGGCCCAGCGCCAGGACCAGCAGGCGCACCAAGAAGGCCAAAAGGCCGCCAGCGGCGAGAAGCACCAGUUCGGCGCGGGCUACGACUCCAGCGAGCACGGCCAGAAGUCUUCCAACCAGGGCACUUACGGAGCCGACCGCGCGGCCUCCAAGAAGGGCUUCGCGCAGAAUAACAAGAGCGGCGCCAAGAGCGGCGACCACUUCUACCACGACCAGUCCGACGACUUCCGCGAGCACGGCGCCGGCGCCAAGGCCGCCGUCGAGGGCUCUGAGUCCGCGGGCGAGGCCACCCACAAAGACCAGCAGAAGAGCAAGGCCGCUGCCGAAGGCACCAAGAACCGGGAGCAGGGCGCGCAGUCCGCCGCGGAGGGAUCGCACCUUGCUGGCGAGGCUGCCCACGGCGGCGCUGCCGGCUCCCACGUCGCUUCCGAGGAGGACAAGAAGAAGAGCCAGAACAAGGAAGAGGAGGGUGAUCUUGCUAGCUUCUUCACCGGUUUGACUGGUGGUCUUAACCACUAAGCUGUUCACCUACCUAAGGUCAGCCAUCAGAGAAUGUGCUAUUAGGCAGGCUUUCUUGUGGAUCGUGUAGCAUCUUGGUUGAGCGGUUUAUUCUGAUAGCAUCAUGAGGGAUAGUGUGGGAAAAUUGGAAAUAU